AUGUCUGAAUGUUUGUGUCAUCAAAGAGGAUGUAUUCAAUUAAUUAUUGGGCCAAUGUUUAGCGGGAAAACAACAGAACUUUUCCGUCUAGCAACAAGACACACACUUGCUGGACGUUCAGUAGCAAUAAUUAAAUAUCGUCACGAUAUACGUUAUGAUUCUACACAGGCAUGCACACAUGAUCAUCGGAAAAUGGAAGCAUUUUUAGCUGAAAAUAUUGAGGAAAUUUACGAAACAAUUAAAAAUUACAAUGUUAUUGGAAUUGAUGAAGGGCAAUUUUUUAAAGAUUUAGUUAAAUAUGCACAAGAUUUGGCUGAUAUUGGGAAAAUAGUAAUUAUUGCAGCAUUAAAUGGAGAUUAUAAACAAGAACCAUUCCCAAAUGUUACAAAAUUAAUUCCAAAUGCAGAAAAAAUUGAAAAAUUGAAUGCAGUCUGUCAUUGUGGACAAUCAGCAUCUUUUACUUUUCGAUUAUCUACAAAUAAAAGGGUUGAAAUAAUUGGUGGGGAAGAAUUGUAUAGAGCUAUGUGUAGAGAAUGUGUAUUUAAAUAUACUAAAGCUAAAGAAAAUUUAAUUGAAGUUAAAAAAAUUAAAGAAGGGAAAAUAUUAUAG
Messenger RNA from Meloidogyne enterolobii, 609 nucleotides. The record is from the annotation of a GenBank genome assembly. Lineage: Eukaryota; Metazoa; Nematoda; Chromadorea; Rhabditida; Meloidogynidae.